This is a messenger RNA of Rotaria socialis, 1701 nucleotides long. The record is from the annotation of a GenBank genome assembly. NCBI's taxonomy places the organism in Eukaryota, Metazoa, Rotifera, Eurotatoria, Philodinida, Philodinidae.
AUGAUUGUCAUCAGAAUAGAAUUAUUAGUAUUCGUUUUGGUUUACUGUGCUACCAUUGUUGUGGCUCGAUACGAUGAUCCUAAUUGUGGAUGGACUGACAAAACGUAUCGUGCUACCGGUGAUUGGGCUAUGGAUGCUGGAUCUAAUUCGAAUUGGAAUGCUGCUGAACCCAAGGGCUUGAUGCAUGAUACCAACGUUCAAUCAUGCGAGUAUGCUGUUGAUGUUCAUGGACUUCAGCCUAAUAAAGUGUACCAUUGGAAGGUAACUGUUGGAGACACUUGGGAAAUCAGUUGGGGAUGCGUAGGAAUAGGUGGACCCGAUUGUUUAUUCUCAACCCCUACUGGUUCCAUUCGUUUGAAAAUAGUUGGCUCGUUUGCUUAUCCUCUAACAGCUGAGGUUAUUGGUGGGUCAAUCAGUUCUACUACUACUUCUUCUUCAACUCAACCAACUGAUACUAAAUCUAGCAAGAAAGUAUUUGCUCACUAUAUGGUUGGUUUUGCUUAUCCAUCAGAUCAAAACUUUUUCGAUGCUCAAAUCAAGAGAGCAAAAUCAGCUGGUAUUGAUGGAUUUGCACUGAAUGUUGGCAUCGAUGACUGGCAACCUGAUCGUGUGACCAAAGCUCUUGCUGCUGCUCAAAACAAUGGUGAUUUUACAAUGUUUAUCUCCUUCGACAUGUCAUCGCUCACAUUUAAUAAUGGCAUCCUUAACCGUUUCCAUUUUGCUGCCUAUCAUCCUAAUUAUUUUAGAGUCAAUGGUAGACCAUUCUAUUCUACUUUUGCUGGUGAAAAUCAAGAUAUAUUUUGGUUAACAUGGAAAUCUGCUAGUGGAUUGAAUCCUUACUUUUGUCCUAGUUGGCCAAACUAUCCGACUGCCAAUUUACUACAGUCUCAUCCGGUUGCUGAUUGUAUAUUUACUUGGAAUGCUUGGCCCGCUGGUAAUUCUGGACCGGGCAGUCAUUUUGACACCAGUGGCGAUAGAAAUCUUAUUGCUAGCGCUAAAGCUACUGGUAAAACUUACAUGGCUCCACUUGCUCCAUGGUUUUACACAUAUGUAUGGGGAUCAGGGUGGUAUAAAAAUUGGAUUUAUAGUUCUGAAAGACUUCUACCAGAAAGAUGGCAACAAAUUGUUUCAUUGCAACCAGAUUUUGUUCAAAUUAUUACUUGGAAUGAUUACUCUGAAUCUUCCUACAUGUGUCCUAUUAGUAGUGACUUACCAACUGAUAUGGCAGGCAUCUCGAAUAUGAUUAACAAACCACAACCUAUGCAUCAUGACGCUUGGUUAGAACUUUCGAAACAUUAUAUUCAGUGGUAUAAAAAUAAUCUCAGACCUACUGUUACCAAUGAUCAAUUCUACUGGUGGUAUCGUGUUCAUCCUAAGAACAAUGUAAAUGGCGAUGCUCCUCAAUAUCGUAGCGAUGCUGACGAUUGUGUUGUUAUUCAUUCUAUCGUUAAAAGUGCUAAUCCUAGCGGAGGACAAUAUACAGUAGUAGUUGACUUGAAUGGAUCGAAAACUAGCUACAAAAUCACUAAGCUUGAACAGACCGAAUGUAUUCCGUUCCCUGCUAAUCCUGGUUAUGUAACAGUUUCAUUGAUCGGACCUGACAAUAAAGUAUGGUGGGCUGAAGGAAACAAUGCUGCUCAGCAAAGCAGUGGCAAUAAUUUUAAUCCAUUUACCAACAGUCAUAGUUUUACAAGUCCGUAA